Dermatophagoides pteronyssinus (European house dust mite) is the source of this 2941-nucleotide messenger RNA. RefSeq names its product pikachurin-like. The record is from RefSeq and is a predicted model, not a curated record. Gene Ontology annotation, molecular function: calcium ion binding. Lineage: Eukaryota; Metazoa; Arthropoda; Arachnida; Sarcoptiformes; Pyroglyphidae.
UGAAUAAUGUUAAAAAUGUUAAAUUUACGAUCAUUAUCAUUACGGAUAUCACGAAUAUCUAAACGACGACGAUGUCGUCUACGAUUUAAUGAUUAUUAUUGUAAUAAUCAUUUAUCGAUUCAUCAAAAUAUUGGCCUUAAUUUAUCAUUAUCAUCAAUAUUAUUAUCAUUAUUAUUAUUAUUAUCAUUUAUCAAUCAAAUUGUUUGUAAAACAUCGACAACGACAACAACAACAACAACAUCGGAUGAAUGGAUUGAAUUUGAAGCAGCAUUUCAAGGUGAAUGUCAUAAAUCAAAUCCAUGUCAACAAUUAUGUUUCGAUCUAAAUGAUGGAACAUUUGAAUGUGCCUGUCAAGAUGGUUAUCAUUUACAUUUGAAUGGCUAUUCAUGUAUAGCAUUGAUUGAUUUAACAAAAAAUCAUACAUUUCAAUUAUUUUCAUCAUUAUCAACAACAUUGAAAAAAAUUGAAUCUUCCAAAACUAAAGCAUUAUCAUCAUCUUCAUUAUCAACGACAACGACGACGACAACUCCAACAACGAUCAUACCUCAAUCAUAUCAAAUCAAUCCAAUUAGUAAAUCUUCCAUUGAUAAUAUUAUUGAUCCAUCAUCAUUAUAUUCAUGUGAUGAUAUUGAAUGUGAAGCAGGUGGUGUAUGUAUUGAAAAUAUUAUUUCAACAAAAAAUCAAAAAUCAUCGAUUCGAAUAAAUAAUGAUGAUGAUGAUGAUCAACAUAAUCAUCAUUAUUCUCAACAACAAAAUCAACAUCCAAGAGUUCGAUGUAAAUGUCCUUUGGGAAGAGGUGGACAAUUUUGUGAAAAAAUAAUCGAAGUAAAGCAACCACAUUUCAUGGGAUCUUCAUAUCUAGCAUUGCCUACACUGCGUAAUGCUCAUCGAUCAUUAAAAAUCAAUAUUGAAUUCAAACCGGAAUCCUAUGAUGGUGUUUUAUUAUACAGUGGUCAAGAAACUAAUCUUGAUGGUGAUUUUAUAGCUAUCAUAAUUACGCAAGGAUUCAUUGAAUUUCGUUUCGAUUGCGGCAUGGGUGAAGGAAUAAUCCGUAGUGACAUGCCUAUCAUAUUAAAUUCAUGGAAUACAAUCAAUAUAUUUCGUGAUGGCCGUAAUGCAUGGAUGCAAUUGAAUCAAGGACAGCAAAUUUUUGGCCAUUCAAAGGGAUUAUUUUCAAGGAUUACAUUUCGUUUGGAAACAUUUCUUGGUGGAUCACCAAAUAUAUCACAGAUUAGGAAUCGUAUCAAUGUGAAUAAAGGAUUGAUUGGCUGUGUACGACAAUUAAUGAUUAAUGAUCGUCAAUAUGAUCUUUAUAAUGAUACUAUUGAUGGUAUCGAUAUUGAUCAAUGUAAUUCGGAUGCCUGUAAUCAUGUCACCUGCCUGAAUGGUGGUCAUUGUACAGUUAAUGAUAAUAAUGAUAAACAAUGUAUUUGUCCAUUAGGAUAUACGGGUGAAUUUUGUGAACAACAAAUUGAAUUUUCAAUGCCAUCAUUUAAUGGAUCAUCACAUUUACAAUUUAUCGGUUUUGGUGAUCAGGAAACAAUGUUUAGUGAAAUUUUAAUCAUUAUCAAACCAUAUGAACAGAAUGGUCUUUUUCUUUAUAAUGGUGAAAGAAUGGAUAAAACGGGUGAUUUUAUUUCAUUAAAUCUAGUCGAUGGUUUUGUUGAAUUUCGUUUUGAUCUUGGUUCCGGUGCUGCCAUAUUAAGGAGUCCCGAGAAAAUAUCGAUGAAAGAAUGGCAUACAAUUUAUGCAACGCGUACAGGCCGUGAAGGUCUAUUACGAGUGGAUGAUCAACCUGUCGCCCAUGGGCAAUCGUUAGGUGCAUUUACACAGCUAACACUUCCAUUAAAUCUUUAUAUUGGUGGUGUAACAAGCCUAAAUGCUAUACAUCAUAAUGUUGGAGCUAAUCGAUUAUAUCAUGGCUGUAUACAAAAAGUUAUAAUUAAUGGUCAUCAAUUAUCAUUAUUGGAAGAUGUACUUUCCGGUGUCAAUAUUGAUAAUUGUCAACAUACAUGUCAUAUGAUUAGACCAUGUCAAAAUAAUGGACAUUGUGAACCAAUUAAACAUCAUUAUCAUUGUCAUUGUUCAACUAAUUUAAAUUAUAUUGGACAACAUUGUGAAACUAAACUCAAUACAGGGUCAGAAUUAUCAUCAUCAUCAUCAUCAUCAUCAUCACCACAAUCAUCAUAUCCAAUGUUCUAUGGUAAUAGUUUUCUUCGUUAUUCCAAUCCUAUCAUAUUGGAUCGAAUACGUGGUUUCAAAACAAUCAUUCAUCUGAAUCUUCGGGCUUUUAGUUCAAGCGGUCUGAUUCUUUGGUUUGGUGAAUCAUCAUUACAUAGAAAUCGUGAUUAUUUAACCAUCGGCUUAAACGAUGGUCUUAUUAAUGUUGAUAUAAAACUUAGUGUUAAUAAACAUGGUCAUAAUUAUUAUUCAAAAAGAUUUAUUGCUAAUCAUACACGUAUCGAUGAUGGACAAUGGCAUCGAUUAGAUUUUAUACGUAUUGGACGACAGAUACUUAUUCAUAUCGAUGACAAUAUUACCGUACGUGGCCUGAUUAAUGGUGAACAUAAUCAGCUUAAUGCUCAAAGUGCACUUUAUCUUGGUGGACUAGAAAAUUUGACAAUGAAUAUAGGUGAUGAUUAUUAUUAUGAAAAAGGAUUCAUUGGUUGUAUAUCAAACAUGACUAUCGAUGAAAAUUACAACAUUAAUCUUAUGUCCGAUUCAGAUCGUGGUGUUAACAUACGAACUUGUAUAUGAUGAUCAUCAUUAAUUUCCACUACAAUAAACUAAAACUGUGAUAAUGCAAAACAUCAAAGCAAAACAAAACAAAACAAAUGAAUAUCAUAAUCACAAACUUAAUCUGUAUUUUCAAAAAAAAAUCCACAAUUCUGAAUUAUUAUUAUAAAACCAAAAAACAAAAAAAAUUAUCAUUACAAUGUAC